AUUUCAGCUUCCAUGCAGACAGAGCCUGCUUCUUCUUCUUUCUUUCACUCCGUGGCGGCGACACGCUUUUUAUUUUCUACUCGCUUCAGAUUUAUUUUAUUUUACCUAGUACGCGCCCCCUCCUCCCCCUCCUUUAUUCUGGCCUCACUUUAAGGCAAUGCUGAGUGCGCUACAGCCCGUCGUUGCGGAAAAAAGAAAACAACGAUCGAACAAACAUUUCAGCCGACAUUAAAUUUAGGAGGAGACGUUUGAGCCUGGCGGAUCCGUUGACCAGCAAAGCAACAAGCAAGGACAUGCAGCAGAGAGGUCAGUGAGGAGGAGGAUGACAGCAGAAGAAUAGGGAACGGUCAAGGAGGGAUGAGAAAGAGACUGAAGUAAGAGGAGGAAGUGGAAAUCCAAAGUGCCUACAGCGAGGGUACGUUUGCCGAGUCUGCUGGAUUACAGCGGGACAGUGUGUGUCUGGCCUUGAAUGGAGGCUGUAUUUUAUCCUGACAGCCACAGAGUCAUCCAUCCCACGUUGCUGAGCUGCAGUCCCAACAUACCCUGAGCUGAGCAGCCACUUCAUCUCAUCAUUACAAGGACAUCUCCGUGUAAGGCUCUGUUUUUAUUUUGUUUUGUUUUGUUUUGGUUUUUUUCCUCUAAAGAAAUCUUUAAUUUCUCUGUCAAGCUGCCCAAAUAUCACUAAAGUAGAACUACAGUGCAUGUCCGAGCCUGGCCAUGUUGACGUGAAUCUAACGGUGACUUACAGCGGGCUGAUACAGGUGAAUGCACAUACUGAGCAACAUAACCAAGCGACAUGCCAGAGUGAUGUCCUCAGAUUAGUUUUCUUUUUUUUCUUUCUUCUUUUGAGACAGAGCUGGCCUCUGCUCACAGUCAAGCCCCUCUAUAUAUCUCACUGCAGUGAGACUUCAGCUGCCACUUUUCCCAUGAAGAACUAAUAAACAUCCCCCAAAAUACAUCAACCAAAAGGACUUGCUGCCUAUUUGCACUGAGGAGAAACCGAAAAUAUUUUUGCUUCUGUUUCCUCUGCGGUGGGGGAUUUUUUUUAUUAUAUUUUUCUUGAAUCACCAUUAGUCACCCUUGCUCACAUCAGACAAUUUUCCGUCCGCUUGCCCCCAACCGCUGCACAGCGUCUGUGAGCGUCUCUGAUGGCUGUCAGCAUGACCAUGGGACGAGACACCAAAUGGCUGACCUUGGAAGUGUGUCGUGAGUUUCAGAGGGGCACCUGCUCACGGUCUGAUGCUGAGUGUAAGUUUGCACAUCCCUCACGGAGCUGCCAUGUGGAGAACGGCCGAGUCAUCGCCUGCUUUGAUUCACUCAAGGGGCGCUGCACACGAGAGAACUGUAAAUACCUGCACCCACCUCCACACCUGAAAACCCAGCUGGAGAUCAACGGGAGGAACAACCUGAUCCAGCAGAAGGCCGCAGCAGCCAUGUUGGCUCAGCAGAUGCAGUUCAUGCUGCCUGGAACACAACUGCAGCCCAUAACAACAUUCCCAGUGACGCCCUCUCUGGCAACGAGCCCCAGCAUGGCAUUCAGUCCAUAUCUGAGCCACAUGGGCCCAGCAAUGGGCUUGAUGCCUGAGCUGCUGCCCAGCACUCCCCUGCUGGUCCCUGGAAGUCCUACCGGUCUGGCAGCCAUGGGAAAUGGCACCUCCGCACAGAAACAUGUGCGCACAGACAAGCUGGAGGUUUGCAGAGAAUUCCAGCGCGGUAACUGCACGAGGGGUGAAAAUGACUGUCGCUACGCUCAUCCCCUGGAGGCGGGCAUGGUAGACUGCAGUGAGAACUCGGUCAUUGUCUGCAUGGACUACAUUAAAGGCCGCUGCAGCCGAGACAAGUGCAAGUACUUCCACCCCCCAGCUCACCUGCAGGCCAGAAUCAAGGCUGCACAACACCAAGCCAGUCAAAACACCCCGUCCUCAGCCUUGGGUCUGCCUCCGGGGGCCGUGCAGUCGCUACCAAAGAGACCCAUCUUAGAGAAGAGCAAUGGAGCUGCUGCCACUGUCUUCAAUCCCAGCAUGUUCCACUACCAGCAAGCCCUGGCUAACAUGCAGCUCCAGCAACCAGCCUUUAUCCCCACUGUUCCCAUGAUGCACGGUGCCACCACCUCCACUGUUUCGUCGGCCUCGACCCCAGUCACCAAUGUUCCUUUCGCUGAAUCUGCCGCCUCGAAUCAGUAGACCCCUCAGAGCUUCUGACUUCGGAUCCGGUGGAGCUCCAGUGCAUUCCCAUGGAAACCCAUUUCUGUCCCGUCCCCAAACUGCUGGUGGCGGCUCCAGUGGCACUAAACUCAGUAAGCCUUUCCCGAAA
This is a messenger RNA of Archocentrus centrarchus (flier cichlid), 2313 nucleotides long. RefSeq names its product muscleblind-like splicing regulator 3 (gene mbnl3). Gene Ontology annotation, biological process: regulation of RNA splicing. Lineage: Eukaryota; Metazoa; Chordata; Actinopteri; Cichliformes; Cichlidae. Gene Ontology annotation, cellular component: nucleoplasm; cytoplasm. Gene Ontology annotation, molecular function: metal ion binding; RNA binding. The record is from RefSeq and is a predicted model, not a curated record. The transcript is spliced from 8 exons. Bases 1149 to 2183 code for a protein of 344 amino acids.